CAGAAAUUCGGUGCGAUGAGCACAACCCUACUCGGCAACGUUGCCCUUGAAAGCGUGCUUUCCUACCCGCAGUUUGUGACGACCCCGAACAACGCGCUCCAACUGUUCUACCGGUCGGCCGCGCAACCAACGCGACGACGCCCAACAUCGCGACUUACAACGGCACCAAGAACGCAUGGACGGCGAUGGGAACGUAUGCAUCCAACACGGGUUCGUACACAACACCGGGGGGGCAAGACGAGCACGGUCUUCCACAGUUUCAUCCCGCACGGAUAUGCGUAUGAUGUGGAGAACACGUUGCAUGUCUAUGGAACCUUCCGCGAGAGCGACACUUCGCUUUUUUGUGCAAUCCCGGCGGGCUAGCGAACCACGACACAUUCUAUGUACAUCGUUUCCAACGAUUACGGAAGGGCUUUCAACACCUGGAAAAAGCCGCAGAUCGGAGUCACGGGAGGCACGCCCACGUUCCGCGUCGACGACACCAACGUCGACAUCGACACGAUCGGGAUCGACCAGGUGUUGAUGGACACAGAGGGCACGCCCGUGGUCGCGUACAAAACGGGCCUCCCGUACACAUCCACCUCCUAUGUGCCCCCAAUCUCUUCCUUAUGUUCAACGAACUGGGCGAACGACCGCAUCGCGAAAGGCCAGAGCUACCUCGUGCCCCGUAUGGCGGGCGGGUUCAACAAAACGGCGAUCCCGUUCCCGAUCAACUCAUGGUCGACGUCCCAUCUCGUUCUUGACAGCAGCGAUAACGCGUAUGUGAUCAUCAACGACUUGCCCGUUGUGCGUGGGACUGCGGCGAGUACCUGGACGAGCUGGGAGUUGCUGGCAGACUUUGGGCAGGAGGUAGGUAAUACGGGAUAAAGCCUUGAAAGUUAAUUUGGCAUAAACUAAAUACAAAGUCGGAUAACGUCGGGGAAUCAGCCUCCGUGGGAUGCGAAGGAA
Molecule: messenger RNA, 948 nt
Organism: Fimicolochytrium jonesii
Lineage: Eukaryota; Fungi; Chytridiomycota; Chytridiomycetes; Spizellomycetales; Powellomycetaceae
Exons: 1
Coding region: 382-867 (161 amino acids)
Source: RefSeq, a predicted model, not a curated record